CGUUUCAUUGUAGGUAGCGAAGAUUGCAGAAAAUAAAUUGUAAACAAAAUAACUUUUUCAAAAAAACUUGCUUUAAAAUACAAUAAUAAUAUGAAUGAGUCGUGUAAAACGGUAAAGAAUAAUUACAUCAGUCCACAAUGCCAGCAUUUCGUGAUAAGAAAGAAGCGUCUUUGUCGUAUGACCGUAAAACCAGGGAAAAGUUAUUGUGGAGAGCAUGAACCUUUACCGAAAACUGACGAUGGGCAGGAUGAUACACGGAUACCCUGCCCUAAUGACCCAAAACAUACCUGCUACGCUAGCAAGUUGGAGAAGCACCUCAGCAUUUGCAAUGCUCGACAACAAGAGCAACCUGACUACAUUGUACACAAUAUCAAUGCUCCUGCAGAGACCGGAGAGUGUCCUCGCUUGCCGCUUGCUAAAUUGCCACCGGAGAAGAUAUUGCAAGUUAUUGACAAAAUAAAUGUGCUUUAUGAUAAAUACUUGAAAGACGAGAUAACUGCACUGCCUGAGCAACCAAUCCACAGUGCGGUGCUGCCGGAGUUCAGUGAGGCGGGGCGCACGGAAAGCUCGCGCCGUCAUCUGCGCCAGGCCUCCAGUCUGAUGCGGCUGGUGGAGGAGGAGCAGCUCGUGGCCGACCGCACCGCCUACGUGGAGCUGGGCGCCGGGAAAGGCCAGCUGUCGUUCCUCGCGUGGCGCGCGUGGGGCCGCGGCGCCGACAGCCACGUGCUGCUGGUGGACCGCGCCUCGCUGCGCCACAAGCGCGACAACAAGCUGCGCGACGAGCGCGCGCACGUCACGCGCCUGCGCGCCGACCUCGCGCACCUGUGUCUGGAGCGCGUGCCCGCCGUGCGCGCCUGCGACGCCGUCGUGGGCUUCGCGAAGCACCUGUGCGGGGCGGCGACAGACCUGGCGCUGCGCUGCCUGAGCGCGCCGGGCGCCACGCGCGUGCGCGGCGCCGUGCUGGCCACGUGCUGCCACCACCGCUGCGCGCGCGCCGCCUACCCCGCCGCGCCGCUGCAGAAACUAGGCAUAGAUGCAGAGGAAUUCAACAUUCUGCUGGGCAUCGUCUCCUGGGCGACCUGCGGCGACGGCCGGAGCCGCGACCUACGAAAUCAACACAAACGGGCAAACUCACCGGAUACUGCCGACGCAGACGAUAUUGAAAGUCUCGGUAUCAGCGAAACGCACGAAGUCGACGAUCCCAACGCGGGCACUACGACGUCGCAUAUCGACGAUGACCUCCAUCGACGUAAUAUGGAAUUCAAUGAACUAAAUGAAACCGACAGCGUCAGUCGAAGCAAUGCACGAGACGAUGGCAGCACCAAUGAAAUGAACGAGGACUCUGCAGCAGCCGCGCGGCCGAGCGGGGCGCGGCGCGCGGCGGCGGGGCGGCGCGCCAAGGCGCUGCUGGACUGGGGCCGCGUGCUGUUCCUGCGCGAGCGCGGCUUCCGCGCGCGCCUCGUGCGCUACGUGCCGCCCGCCGUGUCGCCGGAGAACUUGUGCAUCGUGGCCAGCAGGCGCGCCGCGAGCGGGGCCGGCGCCACCGGAGCCCCGGCCCUGGCGAGCCCUGGCCUAGCGGUGCACGAGCCGUCUGUGGGUUGACAGAUCCGCUCACCAGAAGAAUAACUACCUAUCAUUAAUUAUACUUAAGAUUAUAGUUAUUCGCGUAGUUUACGUUCACUGAUGACAGACGUCGUGAUCGUCCUAUGGUAUCGCGCUAUUGUGCGAUAUAUAUCUUAAUAUAUAUAAAUCUCCUGUCACGAUGUUUGUCCGCGAUGGACUCUUAAA
Molecule: messenger RNA, 1788 nt
Organism: Pararge aegeria (speckled wood butterfly)
Lineage: Eukaryota; Metazoa; Arthropoda; Insecta; Lepidoptera; Nymphalidae
Product: tRNA:m(4)X modification enzyme TRM13 homolog
Exons: 7
Coding region: 91-1602 (503 amino acids)
Biological process (GO): tRNA methylation
Source: RefSeq, a predicted model, not a curated record